AGAUGGAAGACGUGCUUCUGCGGCGCAGCUGGGAUUUUCCAUCAGUGCCAGAGCACCCUUGGCUCCGCCCGUGGGCAGGACUUCCUCAGCUUCACGCAUCUGGAGCUAAUUGGGGCAAUCAGGCCAAAGAGGGAUUUAAGCUCUGCGCUGUCAUCUCCUCCCUGCCAGUUCGUCAGCUACCUGAUGACCUAUUCUCCAGUGUCGACUGCUGCUCACCACUUGGAUCUCAGCUCCUUUUCACUUCACUGGGAAAUAUCUUCAAACCUCACCUGCCUGCCCUCCUGCUCACCCACCACUUUGGAUCCACUGAACCCCAGGUGACUGUAAAUCAAGUGGACCUUGGUCUAUCUCCCUCCAGAAUAGAGAACCUGGAAUGUUCCUGUGAGUCUUUGGUGGCUUUAGGAAGGCACGUUUUCCAAUACUUUCAAAAUAGGCUGGUGCAGUCCUACCAACAGCAGCCCUUGGACCUUGAUCAUAUUGAGUUCCUCUGCAUGAACGCAUCAACUCUAAUCUGUUCUCUUUCUGCUCAUAUUAAUGUUCCAUCACUGGUAGUUGAAGCUCUUCACCACCUCAUCUGCCUCAUCUAUUCCAAUAUGGAUACGAGAAGGUCUGCCAUUGUUGUUGACAGCUCAGCUGGUGAACGGGGGGGGGGGAGGCAAAGCUCUGUUUCAAAAGACCACAUCAAAGAUCUAAUAAAGAUGGACCUCUCAGUUCCUUGUAUCUCCAAGCUUUUGGGCAUUGUUACGACCCCCUCUGCUAGGCGACAGGUGGGGAGGAAACAUACACAAGCCCUCUCACGAAAUCAGAGUAAAUAAGGGGUUUUAUUGUAAACGUUAAACUGAAAACCGACGGGGCUGUUCAACAGACCACCGGGCAAAUAAUUGAUACACAAUGAAAAGAA
Oreochromis aureus is the source of this 901-nucleotide messenger RNA. RefSeq lists its product as uncharacterized. The record is from RefSeq and is a predicted model, not a curated record. The transcript has 6 exons. Lineage: Eukaryota; Metazoa; Chordata; Actinopteri; Cichliformes; Cichlidae. Bases 3 to 815 code for a protein of 270 amino acids.